Portunus trituberculatus (swimming crab) is the source of this 6762-nucleotide messenger RNA. RefSeq lists its product as uncharacterized. Lineage: Eukaryota; Metazoa; Arthropoda; Malacostraca; Decapoda; Portunidae. The transcript has 6 exons. The record is from RefSeq and is a predicted model, not a curated record. Bases 169 to 1020 code for a protein of 283 amino acids.
GGCCCGAGACAGCACCCAGACCAAGGCCCAGACAGCAGACGACAUAAACAAACCAGAGGGAGGGAGGGAGUGCGUCCAUCGCCAACACAGAUUACAGUAUUAGAUGAUUAAACUUGGUGAUAAAAGACUCCAGUGUAACAUAGCACCACUGGAGUGGAUGUUCCCGGCAUGCCUUUGAUAAGCCAUGUGGUGGUGCUCCUCGCCACCUGCCUGCUCGCCACACCCCGUGCUGCACACACCCUCCCGCAGCAGAAUGCCACCAGCGCCACACAUCCCACCCCCUCUGCCGCACUCCCUGCAGCCACCACCAUCACAGUUCUACAGAAUGACACCACAAAGAUUCCACCAGUCACCAAACCAGCACCACAGCUAGAAAACGACACUACACCCACAGAGGAACCAGUUAUAUCCACCACACCAAAUCCCACCACAGUCACCACACCACCACAAACUGAUAUCCCUGACACCACUCUCCCCAUCACAACACCACCACCCACAAACCCACCUACUGAAAUCACCACAACCACCACCACUACCACUACUACACCACUGCCAGACACGACAACACCAGCCCCCACCACAACCACUACCACCACCAUCACCACCACACCACAGGAUAACACAACAAACACACCUGAUCCUGGCCACACUACACUGCCUCCUCCUACGCCAGUUUCCACAGACAGUUCUCCCUCAACCACCAUCACCACCGACCCUCCGCCAGGCCCACAUCCUGGCGUCUCAGUGGCCAUUAGCCUUUUCAUCCUUGUGACUGUGAUUUUGGUGAUUGGAGCGAGUGUGUGGUGGGUGCGGCGGCGUUGGCAGCUGGAACGCCUCAGACACCAGCUCAUGCCUGUGUACAACUUUGAUCCCACUGAUGAUGUAGAUGACUGGGAGAAUCAGCUGCUGGAGGAGGAGCGUUCUCUGAGACCUGAGGCUGAUAAGGUGCAGCUCUACUCUGGUAAUGCUACUUUUGAGGCCAGCCAGAAGCCCCCCAGCAGCAGCUCACAGAAGGAAUGACACUGCUGAGACUUGAGACAUCCCUUGUUUGCUGUGGAGGAGUGACGGCACGAGUUUAGCUGCUCAAGUAGUGGUGGGCGCCUCUCUUGGCCGGCAACCCCCACACACACAGAGGGGGGAGGGCACACAGACACACAGCCCCUGCCGCCCCCACACUGCCGGGACUCACCACCUGAUUGGCAGUAGUUGGACAUGUUGCCUUGUGAUUAGUCCCCUGUGGUAUUAUAACAGUGGUGUUGUGUGUGUUGAGUUGCAGGUUGAUGUGUUUGUUUAGCAGCACCAGUUGUUGUCCAGGAAAUACUGUGCUGCCACUGCUGCCACCACCAGGCCAGUAGGUUACGUGUUACUUAUUUCUGUAGCUCCGGUCACACGGUAAUGUCUGUCUCUCAGUUACUUUAUUACUUGACAAACUUAAGAGAGAAAUGAGGUUUGAGUUUGUAAUGAGUGUAUACAUGCAUAGGUGUAUAUUAAGGGGACAAACACUUAUUUUUAUUCGUUUAUGUAAUUCCAAAUUCAUGGUUUUUAAAACAAUUCUUACUUCAGUGAUAAGCAAUAAGUUAUUUGUAAAAGAAAUUACUUAGGCAGAGGUAAUUGUACUCCUGAUAUUUCCUUAAGUAUCAGGUGUGUGUAUGUACAAUGUGACACUGUAUACUGUCAAGGAGGAGGAGGAGGGAGUGGAGAAAACGGUGUGUAUGUGUGUUUGUGUGUGUGUUUGUGCAGGUAGAAUUGGUCACAGUCAUUGGAACGCCUCACAGUUUCAAUGCUAGGAACACGACACCUUUUCUCAGAUGCCGUACCGUACAUGUGAUACUUUCCCCUAGUCUGAAUGGGCCGUCACUGUAGCAGUCUAUUAUUGUUUGUAUCCUGAUAGAGAAGGGUUGUGUCCUACCUCCAGCCAGUCCUACCCUCCUGACUCCUGCAACCUUCUCAAGUGUUGCUGUCUCGUGACUUGGUGGCAGACUCAGGCUUUUUACACUGGCUGCUUGGUGCAUGUGUAUGGAGAAUGGUGUUAAAAGCAGCCUGAGAUAUGCAUGGCCAUCCUAUCAGUAACCAUAGGAGUGCAUGACCAUUCUUUACCUAACUCAUUCUUAAGGUUGUGGCAGGCAGGACUCAGGAGCAAAAGAGGCAGGGCACAACUCCUGUUUACGUCUGUACAGCCACUCUCAGAGGAGCUUUAUUUGUUGAUAUUGCUGUGGAUGUGGAUGUGGAUGUGGGUGUGGUGUGCAAGAUACAGCUGGUGGUGCUCUAUGUGGAAGCAAUGUGUCUUUAUUGAUGCCCAGCAAAGGGUGGGUUGACUGUGCUAAAAUGUUUGUGUUGUCUUGGUCUUGUUUGCAGGUGAAUCUCUGUUUAUGAAUGCAUCAUGGUGCUCAUUGACUGCCUCUAAAGUAGAUUUGCUUGUUGGGUCUGGUGUAGAUAACAUUUCUUUCCAUUUAUAUAUUUUCAUCAUCUCAUAAUUUUUAGUCUUAAUCAUAAAUACAAAGUCUACUCUCAUGAAUUAAGUCAAAGAACAUAAUACAUACUACACCAUAAUUUUUAUAUAAGACUGAAAUUGUUCCCAAAGAGAGGUAAACUAGAAACAUUAUGUCUAAUCUCACCACAGAAACAAAUACAGAUGAGGUUUCCAGUCCGCUCACUCCAUCCUUCUCUUGUUACCUUUCACAAGUACAGUUACAGUGUUCCCUCAAGCCAGCCUUGUCUGUGCCAUAGCUGGACUCCAAACAUUUGUAAAGGGAGAUUCACCUGCAUUACCUGGUGUGUCCUUUGGUGCUGAGACAGUGUGGUGGUGUGAGGCUGCUGCUGAACCCUGGCUGUCCUCACCUCCACCUCAGUGCCUCAUGCCCCAACACUCCCUCUGCUCUCUGCCACUGCAACCUUGUCCCUGUACUACAUCCUUUCCUGCUUCUUGGUUUAUAUUAUUGGUUAAGCAUCAUGACCAUCAAACUGCAUGCACAUCCCCAGGAAUACUUACAUAUUUUUUAUUUCUUAAUAUCAUCAUGUGCAUUUCUCAUUUUGCGUAUGCAAGCAUUAUUAUUAUUAUUAUUUAUUUAUUUAUUUUAUUUUUUUAUUUAUUUAUUUAUUUUUUUUUUUUUGUGUGUGUGUGUUUGUAUGUGUGGGGCAGCUGUGUGUGUGUGUGUGUGUGUGUGUGUGUGUGUGUGUGUGUGUGUGUGUGUGUGUGUGUGGCAGCUGUGUUGCAUGCACAUUAGUUCUGGUAUUUUUGUAAUGCUGUGUUUCUUUCUUAUCAACUACUUGAAAUGUGUUCUGUUUUGUGUGUGCAUUCACACUGCACAGCUGUGGGAGAAAUUAAUGACAUGCACCACAGCUUAGAUUUACCAACACUCAGUCAUAUAUUGGCUUUAUGCUUCCACUUCAUAAUUCAGCUCAUAUUCUCUCUCUCUCUCUCUCUCUCUCUCUCUCUCUCUCUCUCUCUCUCUCUCUCUCUCUCUCUCUCUCUCUCUCUCUCUCUCUCUCUCUCUCUCUCUCUCUCUCUCUCUGUGAGGUGUGACAGACAUUCCUUCCAUAGCUGUGCACAUGGUGGUUGGUUUAAUCUACUUAAGAUAGUGGGGAAACUCCCUUUACUGUGAUCUUAUAUUUAGUGUCUAGUCAGCUAGUUCUCUCUCAGCUCUGCCCUGCUCUGCCUACCACAGGCUGAGGCAGGGAGUGAGUGCAGCCAACACUCCCAGCCACUGCAUACAUGGCAGCUCCUCUUAUCUGGCAUUAGGCAAGGAAGGCCAUGGUAAUGUAGCUAACCUCACCCAGAUGCAUUAUUGAUGAUAUUAUGUAUGUAUGCAUGUGUGUGUUUGUGAGCUGGAUGCUUUGCACAAUACUAUUACUGUUCUGGCUAAUGAACACUAACAGUAAGCAAGAAACUCAAACAUUUAGGAGGUUUUUGACAUUGCCAUAAGACUGUCCUGGAAGCUGCAUGGUUUACUUGACUUUCUGUAGCUACUUUCAUUGUCUAAUAAGAUAUACUUAAGGGCAGUCUGAACACUCUCCUGUCCCCACACACUGUACAUCUGUCUGUAUAUUGAGAGCUGUCUCCUGUGCAUGGCUUGUCAGUGGCCGUGGAGUGUUGUGCUGUCCUGCUCUUCACUCUCCCGGUGCUGCAAGACCUUCUCACCUCCUUGGUCGCCCCAUAUCACAUCGCCUGAAUAAGUUUCGCUUGUAACCAUGGUUGUGUAGAAUUGCAUUAUUGAAGCUCUGAUUUUGUCUCUCUGGCACUUUCUACCAGAGGGACUUUUGUGUCUCCUGUGGAAUGUAUUAAUGGUUACAAAACUGUUUGCCUUACUGAUGGUUGGUCACUGUUGUAAGCUGAGUUCCCUCCAGGCUAUUAAACUUUUGAUCUUUAUGGAUUAAGAGAGGCAGAGCUGCUGAUGCUAGACUUGUGGUGUGCUUGCUCCCUGGUUGUUGUUAACAGUCCUUGAAGGUUGAUUUUCUCCAGUAUUGGUUGUGAGCACUGCAGAUUUGGUUGUUGUCAAAGCUGUAGUGUCGUGUUGAGAGGUUGUUUAAAGAAAGGUUGAUCAAAUAAUUUACACUCAGAAGUUUAUCAUGUCGAAAAGGAUCUGAUGUAUUUCUAGAUAAAUUUACUUAUCAGGGGGUUUUGGUUGUCAGUAUAAUCAGAUCUAUAGAGAAACUGAUCAUUGAUAUAAUUAUAUACUGUGUGACUGUGUAUGUAUGCAUGUGUGUGAACUUGAGUGGCCAUAACUUGUCUUGUGUACAGAAAUGUUGGUAUAACACUAAAGUAGUAUUGUGGUUCAUAUUCAUGAGUCCCACAACACAUCUACUCAAGACUAGCAUAAUGGGUGUGUCCAGUAUCAACUUACAAUAUUGUUUCUUGGUCAUUAUUUCUCAUGUAUUGCCUACCACUGCAGCACCUGUCUGUCUGAUGACCCUUAGUGUGCCUGGCAUCAAGGGAGCUGCUCUACUUAAUGUUUACAAUGUACAUGUCCCUCACUAGUGUGCUGUGCUGCCCUCCUGCAGUCCUCACUACACACAGAGGCUGAAGAUAUUAUAGUAGUGGUCUGGCAGUGUACAUUUAUCUCCCUCCAGUGUAUAAUCUCACAGUUAUCUUGCUGUGAUUCAUACUUUUUUUUCCAUUGGAGAUAUCAUAGCAAAAAAGAAACUUGUCUUUUUGGCACAACUCUACAAUGAUUCUUACUACCUGUUCGUACGUCCUUGUACAACAUUAUAGUAGCUGGUAAUGUUGUGUGUGAGCGUGUAUGUGCGUGUCCACAAACUCCCUGUACUGUUUUGUCAGUGGCUUCCCUCACCACAUCCACCACCACCACCCCUUGCAAGUCCCUGUUCAAGUUCCCGAGGGCCACACGCUGGUCCUGGUGUGGCCGCCUUGUCUGGCUACUUAGGUGCUGUCACUUUGCCUCGGGACUGCAAGACAUUCUUCUGGUGUUGAUUGCAUCAGUGAAUUCCCUGCGAUGAAACACUCAUAGCCACACAGGAUGGUCAGAACAGGAAGAUUGUGUCUGCUCUUGUGCAUGGCAGAAAUCAGAAUAGAGGAAUCAGUGUGAUAGGAAGGGUUUUAUUGAAGCCACAGUGCCAUUCUCACUGUGUGGUUUUGCUGCAAAUGUUUCCGUUUCCAGUGUGCUAAUAAACACCAACUACACAGUUUAGUUACUUUAAUGGGAAAUUCGGUAAUACUUUUUUCACCUUGUAAUGUUUCUUUCCUCCAUCAUUUCUUGAUCAGUGCAAGUGGUAUCAGUCAGUAUUUUCUUUUUUUAUCAUAAGUUUUCACUCAGUGUGAUUUCAGGGUAUUCCAUUGUUAAUUGUAUGUGUAAGAUCAGAGCAAAUAUGAACUGAGAUCUAUGUGAUAAUCUUACCUUAUUAGAAAAGACAUAUCAUUUGAGCUCAAUCAUUCCUGAUGAGUAAAAUUACAUAAGUUAAUUAUAGGGUGUACAUUUUGUGUUUGUGUGAGUUGUUGGUGCACUCCAGACCAGAUGAAGGGAGUGCAAGGGAGAGGCUCCUAGUCAGUCAAUGUUUGUAAAUCUCUUUCCCUAGUGAUGGAGUCUGUCUUGAAUUCACUUUUUCCACUUGUAAGCGAACUUUGGCUGCCUUGAGUGCACCCUAUGAAGAUGACAUUGAUGUGUGCAUGUGUGUAAGUGUGUCUUGCCCAAACAAUCUGUCAGAUGAUUGGCAUGUCCUGUAUUUCAUAAGAAGUCUUCCAAAUUUUGACUUAACAUCAUCCUGUACACUUGGUCCCUGCUGUGUUGCUGCUGCAGGCCCCCAGUGUAUAGCUUCACUCCAUCUCUGUCACUGACCAUCACAGCCAGGCCACAGCCUCCUCACAGCCAAGGCAGGUGGCAUGGCACAAUUUUGAUGUGUAUUAGAAAGGUUGUGUUUGAGGUGUUUAAUGACCUCUGAUUGUUUGCAGUGGGAUAUGAGUUAGAGAGUCAACAGAUGCUUUAGUGUUCAGUUGACUUGUUUACAGUUUCAAAGGGGAUGUAGACAGAUCUGUAAUUUUUCAGGGAUUAUCAUGGUACAGAGAGAACAUAUUGCUACAGCUUGGCCUCAGAGGCUCUGGAAGCUGGCUGUGAUGGGCAGAAGUGACACUCCUGUAAUGUUUCUCAGCUGGAAUGUUACAAAUGUAAAAGUGUGAUUUUUGAAGUAAACUUUGGUAGUUACUUGUGAGUUUCCACGUUAUAUAUUUUUUGUCACUUGUAGCCCCACACAACAGUAUCAUGUACAACUGCGGCUCAUUUGAAAUUUAAUAAUAUAUAUUAUGAAAGUAAA